AUGGCUUAUAACAACUCAACACAAUCUGGAGGGUUAGGGUCAUUGAAACAGAUCUCUCACAAGGUCAUAAUUGUACAGGUUCUGAUUGCAAUUUUUCUGUACCUCAACUGUCUGCUCCUCACAACCUUUUUCAAGAAGGACGUUUUCCGCUCCAGCAUGCGCUACAUCUUCUUUGCCUAUACCCUGAUGUCGGACUGCCUGUACCUAAUGGUGACUGACAUUCUGCUACUAUUGACGUUUAAUCAAAUUGUCAUGCAAAUUUGGCUCUGUAUUCUCUUCCUAAUAGUGGGGACUGCAUACAAUUUAAUAUUUCCUUUAACACUGACAUUGAUGACUCUUGAGCGUUAUGUGGCCAUAUGCAUGCCUAUGCAGCAUGGAGCCUUAUGCACCCAGCGCAACGCUUUGCACUAUAUUCUGAUAGUCAAUGCUAUCAGCCUCUUACCCAUCAGCAUCUCUCUCUUGAUCUACUCGGCCUCAGUGCCUGUCAGCAUGUUAUCAGAGGAUUCGGUGUGCACGGUUGAAAUGCUCAUCAUUCACAGAUGGCAGAGUCAUUACUGGUCGGCCAUAAUUCAGUUAUACUUUGUCAUCAUGUUUGUCAUCGUUAUGUUCUGUUAUGUUCAAAUCUUAAAAGCAGCCAGGAAAGCAUCAGGAGAGUCUAAGAAAUCCUCAGGGAAGGGACUCAGAACGGUACUCCUUCAUGGCUUUCAGCUCCUUCUCUGCCUUACUGGGCUGUGGUGCCCUUUGGUUGAAGCUGCUGUGGUGCAGAUUGAUCUUAUUCUAUUUAUUAAUGUAAGAUACAUCAAUUACAUAGUGUUUACUCUUGCCCCGAGAUGUCUAAGUUCCCUUGUUUAUGGCCUCAGGGACCGAAGGUUAUUUGUAAUUUUCAAAUAUUAUGCUGUGUUUGGUUUUUGUAACAAAGCAUCUCCUGAUUUGCCAGAUUGA
Messenger RNA from Gadus chalcogrammus (walleye pollock), 942 nucleotides. RefSeq names its product odorant receptor 131-2-like. NCBI's taxonomy places the organism in Eukaryota, Metazoa, Chordata, Actinopteri, Gadiformes, Gadidae. Gene Ontology annotation, biological process: G protein-coupled receptor signaling pathway. Bases 1 to 942 code for a protein of 313 amino acids. The record is from RefSeq and is a predicted model, not a curated record. Gene Ontology annotation, molecular function: G protein-coupled receptor activity. Gene Ontology annotation, cellular component: membrane. The transcript has a single exon.